CCCCUCCCUGUCUCCCUGCCAGGGGAGAUCAUCGGGGGAUGGGAAACCCGGCCCCACUCCAGACCCUACAUGGCCUAUGUGCAGAUAGCAACGUGGAGAGGGGUGAAAACAUGUGGGGGGUUCCUGAUUCGGGACGAUGUGGUGCUGACGGCAGCUCAUUGCAACGACAACUACAUCACUGUCAAGCUGGGAGUCCAUAACCUUAGACUGUGGGAAUGGAGCCGACAAGAAAUUCGCCGGAUCCCCCACCCGCAAUAUGACAUGUACUCCUUUAACAAUGAUGUUAUGCUGCUGCAGCUGGCGCACCGAGCCAGGCUCAAUGAAUGGGUGGGGCUCAUCCCCUUGCCCAGCACCUGGCAGGGCGUGCAGCCCGGGGCCAUGUGCAGUGUCGCUGGCUGGGGCCGGACGAGUGCCCGCAGUGCAAAGGGCUCAGAUGUGCUCCAGGAGGUGGAUGUGGAGGUGCUGGAGGAUUAUGUGUGUCUGAGGAAUCCUGACCAGAUCUAUCGUUACUAUAACACCUCCACUAUGCUUUGUGCAGGGGAUCCGAAACAGGGCAAAAGUUCCUUUAAGGGUGACUCCGGGGGCCCCCUGGUGUGCGGCAAAACAGCCCAGGGCAUUGUCUCUUGGGACUCCCCCAAUGGGACCCCCCCUGCAGUGUACACCAGAGUCUCAAGAUUUGUUCCCUGGAUCCUGGAGACCAUGAGAACACUGCAGCCCUGAGCCCCACCGGGAAUUGCUGCUUGUCUCGCAAGAGGGCCUCUGGAGAUGCCCCGACAUAGGGCCUGCUUUGGAAAGGGGCUGUGCUUCCCCCUUUCCCCCAUCUCCCUGCCACCAGCUAUUGCUCCGCUCAGGGGAGCCGUGGGCAGCACCCAACCAUCAUGAGCAACAAGGCAGGGGGUCUACAGGAGUUAGGACCAGGUUCAAAUCCAGAUCCCGUCGGCUCCCUUGGCACGCCCAACCAAACUCAGGCUAGGGAAGCAGGUGGUUUGUCUCCGAGCUGAACCCUGGGGCUGACCUGGCGGUUUGUAGCUCACCCCCAUGUCGGCCGGUCGAGUGACUGUUCGGGGGAGAUCCUCGUCCUCACCCUGCCAGCUGAGUCAUGUUGGAACUGCAACCUGUCCUGUCCGUGCUAGCGCUGUCCUGUGUUCGUUACCCUGGACUGGCCGCCUCCCGUUCCAAACCCACUUGCUCCCAGUGCCGUCAAGGCCCCUGGGAGAUCGUCAAUGGGACGGGAACUCAGCGCCAGCACCAAUAGCCUGUUUCCAGCAUC
This is a messenger RNA of Terrapene triunguis (Three-toed box turtle), 1270 nucleotides long. RefSeq names its product cathepsin G-like. NCBI's taxonomy places the organism in Eukaryota, Metazoa, Chordata, Testudines, Emydidae. Gene Ontology annotation, molecular function: serine-type endopeptidase activity. Gene Ontology annotation, cellular component: intracellular membrane-bounded organelle; cytoplasm. Gene Ontology annotation, biological process: proteolysis. The record is from RefSeq and is a predicted model, not a curated record. The transcript is spliced from 4 exons. The annotation marks the transcript as partial.